Dentiscutata erythropus is the source of this 724-nucleotide messenger RNA. Lineage: Eukaryota; Fungi; Glomeromycota; Glomeromycetes; Diversisporales; Gigasporaceae. The record is from the annotation of a GenBank genome assembly.
UCUUGAACCACUUAGCGAAAGAGAACUUGCUAAAAAAUACCCCAAACGAUCAAAGUUAUUAAAAUCCUUAGAAAUAAAUAUCCUAAAAAGUUAUCCAAAUUCUCUUGCAAACGAUAUUACAAUACUAGAGCUAGAGAAUUGUCAUGAAUGUAACGAAGAAAUUUUUUUAAAUCCGCCCAAAGCAGUUACUAUGUUAGUAUGUGAUAAUGAAGGACCGGCGUCAGCUAAAGUUCAGGAUGUAGAUAUAACAGAGGUAGUGGAAGGUGAAAGUGAAGAAACCUCUAAUCUAACAGGAGAGGUAAGUAAAUUAUCUGUAGACGACGGUAGAGCUAUCCCCCAAAGUAAAACGAAAUCCAUGGAAUCUGAAAAAGUGCAAGGUUUAAUAAAAGAACUAUCUAUGCCUCAUGAACCAAUUGAUGAUAAUGAUAGAGAAAAUAAAACCAGGGAAUCGAAACCAAAAACUUUACUCCAGUUAUAUUAUAAUGCAAGCCAGGCAGAAAAAUGUGUAACCCGAGCCUAUCAAGAAGAAAUUAGAUAUUGGGUUAAAGAAAUUAAAAAUAAUAAUAGUAGAUUUAAUGAUCAACAAGCUAGAGGGUUAGUUUAUAGUGAAAUCGCAACAAAUAUUCCAGGAUUCACAAGAGAAAGCCUACGUAAAAAAAUAGCAAAAACUAGAAAUAUUUAUAAGUUGUUUGGUGAAAGUUAUGACCCUGAAACCAAAACAGUA